GCAUGGGAAGCCUACGAGGGCAACAAUCUUCUGCAGAUAGUUGACCCUGUUCUCCAUAUGGACUUCCCAGAAGAAGAAGCACUCCGAUUCUUAAUGGUUGGCCUACUUUGCGUGCAAGAAACUGCCAAGCUUCGCCCACUUAUGUCGACCACAGUUAAAAUGUUGACCAAUGAAAAUGACAUCAAAGAUGUUCAAAUUUCACAACCAGGGCUUCUUUCUGAUCUGAUGGAUAUCAGAUUACGACAGAAGCACUCAUCUCAGAGGACACAGACCACAUUUUCCAGGGGCUCAACCUCAACGAGCAUGCAUAGUAGUAGCUAUUUUUGA
Molecule: messenger RNA, 327 nt
Organism: Dovyalis caffra
Lineage: Eukaryota; Viridiplantae; Streptophyta; Magnoliopsida; Malpighiales; Salicaceae
Source: the annotation of a GenBank genome assembly